Messenger RNA from Mytilus trossulus (common blue mussel), 585 nucleotides. Its product is annotated as nuclear receptor 2C2-associated protein-like. The transcript has 4 exons. Bases 157 to 564 code for a protein of 135 amino acids. The record is from RefSeq and is a predicted model, not a curated record. NCBI's taxonomy places the organism in Eukaryota, Metazoa, Mollusca, Bivalvia, Mytilida, Mytilidae.
AAAAUAUACCCAGAUGAGCAGACACCCAGGCAAAGAUGACAUAAUUUCAAAUGAGAUGCAUACCUGCCAACUGUAACUAUUUGCGAGGGAUUUCCCCCAUGGAAGCUCCCAAAUGGAAAUUUUGAAAGAGCAAUUUUGCCCACAAUUUUAAACACAAUGGUUUAUUUUACAAAGACUACAGGCUUUAAAAGAGUGAGUUCAGUUCUAAACAGGGAUACUAAACAGUUUGGUAAAAAGUAUUUGGUAGAUGAAGAGGAUGAUACAUGUUGGAAUUCAGAUCAGGGAUCACCACAGUGGAUAGCAGUUGAGUUUGAUCAAGAAGAGAUUAUUACAGAAAUCAGAAUUAAAUUUCAAGGAGGCUUUGCUGGACGAAAAUGUUGUGCAGAAUCAUUAGACACAUCAGAAAAAAUAAUAGAAUUUUAUCCAGAUGAUGUAAACUCAUUACAAAGCUUUAAACUAGAUAAACCUCAGCCUGUGAAAAAAAUAAAAGUGAUAUUCAACAAUAGCACAGACUUCUUUGGUAGAAUAACUAUAUACCAGUUUGAUAUUUUAGGAGAAGGAUAAUAAAAUUGUUGUAAUGUUUAA